UUUCAGAUGGCCGCCUCCUGAUCCCGAGCGUGUGCUUGUGCGAGGAGAAAGUGCUUUAGCAAGCUGGGAGCUCGAUGGCUGCCACGACGCUCCUGCGCACGGUUGCGCGGGGACUCUUCGGCCGCAGCUUUCUCACCCCCGAAGCUCGGCAGCUGGCCAGUCCGGGAGUUUGUCACUCAUUCCAUGUGAGGGAGCCCCCCCGCCCCAAAGAAGUUGAUCGAUGGACAGAGAAGCGAGCACUAUUUGGAGUCUAUGACAACAUUGGAAUUCUGGGAGAUUUUUUAGCCCACCCUAAGCACCUGAUCCGAGGUCCCAAGUGGUUACGUGGCUGGCAGGGGAAUGAAUUGCAGAGAUGCAUCCGCAAAAAGAAAAUGGUUGGUGAUCGAAUGUUUAUUGAGGAUUACCAUAACUUGAACAAGAGGAUUAAAUAUUUGUUCAAGCGUUUUAACCGCACUGGAAAGCGUCGCUAAGAAUUGCUUCUUGAGAACAAGCAUCUGUUUUUAAGAACAUCGUCCAUUUAUGGAAAACAUUUGUCUUCCUACUGUGCAGAGACAGCUGCGUGUGAAAAUCAUACAAUUGAUCCUAAUUUCUGAUACGUUUUUGUUGUACAUCUUCCAUUUCAUCUGCUAAUAUAUUCUUCUACGAUGUGCUGAAAUUCUUUUCCUGGAGGUCUUCUGGUUAAUAUCUGGAGUUGUACCCCCUCUUCUAUUUCAACCAUGUUUGUGUUUUUGAAUUCACAAUAGUUGCUGUAUAGUCUCUGUAAUGCUUCACAGCAUUUUUCUAUACACUUUCAUAUGUCACAAAA
Molecule: messenger RNA, 805 nt
Organism: Varanus komodoensis (Komodo dragon)
Lineage: Eukaryota; Metazoa; Chordata; Lepidosauria; Squamata; Varanidae
Gene: MRPL51
Product: mitochondrial ribosomal protein L51
Exons: 3
Coding region: 75-470 (131 amino acids)
Biological process (GO): translation
Cellular component (GO): mitochondrial large ribosomal subunit
Molecular function (GO): structural constituent of ribosome
Source: RefSeq, a predicted model, not a curated record